Esox lucius (northern pike) is the source of this 5332-nucleotide messenger RNA. RefSeq names its product MMS22-like, DNA repair protein (gene mms22l). The transcript is spliced from 25 exons. The record is from RefSeq and is a predicted model, not a curated record. Gene Ontology annotation, cellular component: nuclear replication fork. The coding region runs from base 141 to 3860 and encodes 1239 amino acids. Gene Ontology annotation, biological process: replication fork processing; double-strand break repair via homologous recombination. Lineage: Eukaryota; Metazoa; Chordata; Actinopteri; Esociformes; Esocidae.
CAGAUACUGGUCGUGGUGUUAAAUAUGCGCAUGCGCAGCUCAUGUGAUUCUCCGCGCGGUACAGACAUUGAAUUUAGAACGCAAACAAAGAAUACCGGAAGGAUUUUUUCUGUGAACUUACCAAAAUCUAAGUGAACACAAUGGAAGAGGACUUCAGCCAGUCGCUCACCCCGCCCGUGUCACCGUUUACAGGGGACAGCCAAUGUGAGCUGACUCCUUCCCAGCCACCUUGUUUCAACUGCACUUCUGAAUCGGGUAGGGAGGACACCCGUCCACUGUCAUCAGACGGUUACAUCGGCAGGGGCUCCCUGAAACGACUUUUACUGCGUCUGGACCCAGCCCCAGCUGACUUUGAGGGUGACACCGUGGACAUCUUUGGCUUCUCCUGGGUGACAGAGACUGCCCUGGUUGAAUCUAUCAAGCUUGUGUUUGGCCUGUUCAGGCAAAAGCUUCUGAAACUGGAGAUGCUGGUCCAGUCCUGCUCCCAUGACUUUGGCCAAGCCAGCAGCCUUCAUUAUGAGUCAGAAGACCUGAGGCACCAGUGUGUGCUGUUUCUUCAAUAUGUCAAAGUCUUUGUACAUAGGUACCUGGAGCCCAUUUGUCCCUCGGAAGAGGGAUCCCGUCACCCUUACGAAGAGCUGGAGGCUCAGCUACCCUCUGCUCUGCUGGAGGAGCUGUUCGGAGUCACCCUCUUAAUAGGGCGUCUCAAAGACAUCCCAGCCAACAUCCAAAAUACGUUUAUCAUGCAACACCAGGGAAAGCUCUUUCCUCCUUCCUGGCAUUUAUUACAUCUCCACCUGGACAUUCAUUGGUCAGUUCUUGAGAUUCUCCACCUGCUGGGCCAGAAGAUGCAUGGUCAGGUGGUGUACGCCCACCAGUUUGUAAAUCUGACAGGGGAGAACCUGACCAACAACAGCUUGUUUGAGGAGAACCUAUGCAACCUGCUCUCCGACCUCACUGGUCUGGCCAUGGUGAAGUACAACAAGGUGAGGCCAACGGAGGCCUUGACCAGCCAUCACUAUCAUUGCACCUGCACAAAAGAGCUUUGGAUACUGCUCAUACACCUACUGGAACACAGGAGCAAAGUUCUACACACACAGUCAUUCUGGACUUACAUAAACACGCUGCUGCGGCCUCUGACCGUCCGGCCUUUAGUGGAGCAAUCCAGUGGGCUCGCCACUCACUGUAAAGACCUCAUGGGCUUCACUUGGUGGUUGGUCACUCACCUGGCCAUGCUGGGAGAAUACAACCACAACGGGGCACUUCAAAAUGAGAAAAAGCUGGAGGACAACUGGAGUUUUGUCAGAGAGCUGCUCAGGUCUACUUGUGACCCCAAAGGAGGGCUGCAAGAGGAACAGAUCAGAAUGCAUGUCCACUGCUGCCUGACCCUGUGUCUGCUAUGGGAACCCAACACAGCCACAGUGACCACACUCUGGGAGUAUUACAGCAAAAACUUGAGUGGUUCUUUCACAGUGCCUUGGUUAGGGAUUUCGGGACUGGGCAGCAUGUGCAAGACCCCCAUGGCAUUGUUUGAGAAGGCCCAGAGCUGCUGCUCACCGUUCCCCCUCGGAUCUCCCGGCCACACCCAGCUGUACCGCUCGGCCAACUCUUUCCACAUAUUUCUCCGGGUGCUGGCCCUCUACCUGGCCCAGGACAAUGCUGGCAGCGCCCCCUGGAGGCAGAUCAAGGGCCGAGUGUACUCCAAGUUUCACCAGCGUCGAAUGCAGGAACUUUCUGAGGCAGGCUUAAUGAAUUUCCUGCUGCUGUUUGUGGUGUUGGCCCGGCAGGCAGAGCUGGAGGACGUGGCCAGUCGGGUCUGUGACCUGCUGGGCCUGCUGCCCCCGGACUCUCCCCCUGCCCAGAGGAGCUUGGUAUGGAGGGGCCAGCUGGCUCUCAUACUCCUCUUUCAGGAGAGGGGCCUGGACGUCGGGGCCCAGGCUAGCUGGCUGGCCGCCUCCUUCUCCAAGACGGCCAGAGAAUUCUACCUGAAGACCACGGAACCGUCACGCCGCCUGGCCCUCUGGGGCCCACUGGGGGCCUAUCUGGAGGGCGUGGCAGAGGUGUUUGAGUCGAGCCCUGGUUUGGGCCUGUCAGAGGAGAAGCUGCUCAACGAAGGUUUUAGCCUGCUGCUGCCCGCCUGCCGCCAGUCGGAGCUGAGCUCCGCCCUGGGCUUUCUGCAGAUCAUGCUGAGGGAAUUAAGGAGGGUCUAUCAGCACAGUGUCCAGCGUGGCGGUUCAGCUGUCCCCCCCGAUGUCCGGCUUCAUCCACCCAGCACCAGUGCGGCUAAAGAGCGCCCCCUGGCGAUCGCAGCACCUCUCUGGGCUCACUUUUUCCCCUUCCUCCACAGCCUGCGCCUCUCCAACACCCCCACUGCCCAGCUGGCCGACGCUGCCGCAGGGUUCACGCUGCUGGCCUUUGACCUGCCGAGCUCAGCCCCCCAGGACCUCCAGCCCAACCCUGCCCGGUCCGUCAUGCAGUGUUUCGGCUGGGACGACAUGCUGCAUCCACUGCUGGUGACCCGCUACUUGCCCCACCUGCUCCAGAACAGCGAACUGGUGUCGUCUGUGAGUUCUGGCUGCGGAGGUGGCGUGUCGGGCCCGUCCCAGGCUCUGUAUGUGAGGGCUUGGUUCCGCUGUGUUCUUCAGCAGCACAUCCACAAGAACCCAGAUGGCACCGAAAGUAGAGCAGGUAAGGCUCUGGAGGAGCAGUUGUCAGAGCUCACAAGGCUGGUUUUGAGGCUCCCUGAGGUGGACUCCCUACUGCAGAGGGCUGGGCUGCAGUCUGGAGCUGGCAGCAAGCUAGAGCCCAGGCCUGCACUGGAGAUUUUCAUCAAGGCGGUAGGCCGUGUGUACAGUAGGCUGCAGAUCUUAUCUGAGCGUACUGAAAUGGCAGCCCGGGCCCUGGACUACACAGGGGACAUCAUGAAGUACAUCAAACCCUACCUGGUCAACAAGUCUCCUCAGGAGGGUCUCCUGAUGGCCUACUGGGCUGUGGGGUGUUUGGUGAAGCACUGGAGCCCCCUGCUGGCCACCUCCAAGGCCCAGCAGCUGCUUUUCAACAUUGUGAACACGCUGCUCCUCCCUAACUCUCUGUCUGGCCUGGAUAAGGCCCUAAGGGACAGCCUGCCCCUCUACCUUCAGGGUCUGUCCAUCGCAGCCAGCAUGUCUCAGUCUCAGGGGAUCUACUUGAAGAAGCAACUCCGUGAUGUCAUUUCCAAGUACCUGGACCACUUCCUUCCGGCUACUCUCUCCAUCGGGGCCGUAGCCAAUCACCCGGUGCUGCUGGCGGCCUGCGAGGCCACACCCACACCACGGGGUGGCGCACUGAGGAGGAGCAUCCUGCAGGUGAUCAGUGACAACUUCCUGCAGUUCAAAGGUCACGCCCCUCCUCCCCGCCUGACCACAGUCCUGGCCUUCCUAUUGGAGCUCCUGAGGCGUAACAUUGACAGUGACCCCGCUCUGCUCACUAUGCCCCUCCACUCUCUGCUGCGCUGCUUGAUGCUGGUCAAUGAGCCUCAAGUGAGAAAGACUAGCACCGAGGCCCUGAAGCUGGUGGUGGAAAGAUGCUCGCCCUCCACCCGCGAAGCACCCUGUGACCAGAUCAUCACUGUUCUACGGUCCUUUGUGGAGGAGAAUGAGGGCGUUUACGACAGACAGGUGUACAGUGUUCUCGAGACCCUUGCCCUCCUGGACCAACGUGUGGUUCUGGUGCUCAUCCCUAUUCUGUCGCUAAGUCUGCGGAACACCGAACACAAGAGAGGACUGGGCAAGAACACUACGCUGAGGAAUGCAUACAGGAAGUUGUUGACCCUGCUGGGAGAUGACGGUCAGGCGGAGAUUAGCAGUUUGGAGGAGGACUGACCCCUGACUCUGAGAGCAAGUCAUCUCAUGACUAUGCCGCAGACCCCAAUCACCUGGGUUUCAAAUCCAUGCAUAUGUACAUAAUGUAUAGACAUUGUUCAAUGUAUACAAUAUCAAGUUUCCAUCUUUGUAGAAAACGCAUGAAAAUAAUAUAGAAAAAAGUUAAAUAUUAAAGGUGUAAUGAUGUGUUGUCUCUUCUUUUUGCAGGCAUGGAAUAAGAGUAGAGUUUGUCAAGGACAUACACUGCAUGAAAAAGUAUUUGCCCCUUCUUGAUUUCCUGUAUUAUUACAUACGUUAAACUGAAAUGGUUUCAGAGCUUCAUACAAAAUGCUAUAUAAAGGACCAGAGUAAACUAAAUUCAGUGAUAAUUGUAUAUUUUUUAAGAAGAAAAGUUACCACCACAAACUGGCCCUGUGUGAAAUGAUUGCUGCCUCUUUUCCUCAGUCAAACCAUCAAACAAAUUUAACUGAUCAGUAGAUUCACUUAGAGCAGACACUGCCAGCCCUGUUCACUCAAGAAAUUAAUUGUAUAGAACCUUACCAUUAAUGUGAACUAAGCUACAAGGUCUCAACUAGCAGUACAACAAUACUAUAAUUCCUGAAGAAAUUAGAAAAAUAUUAUUACAAGGCUGCAGCAAUGACUCAUCCAAAGAACUCAAAAAUCCCUGGGGGAACUAGGAAGGUCUCUAUACUCAGCUAAGGAACGUUCAAGAUUCGAAAAUAAGGGACUGCACAAAAAUUGAAUUCAUGGUAGAAUUGCAAAACCCCUCGUAGCUAACAAAAACAUUAGUGCACAUCUCACAUUGCAAAAAAUACACUGAUGACCCCCAAGCUGGGGUAAUGUUCUGUGAACUUUUCGUAAGACAGGUCCAGUAAUGUCUGACGUACAGCAAACAGCAUUUCACAAUAAGAAUGUGAUGGUGUGAGGACUUGGCAUCAUUGAAGGAACUGCUCUUUACCAGAAAAUUCUGAAAGCACAUGUCUGGUCACCAUUCCUUGAUCUGAAGCUGAAGCAUAAUUGGGUUAUGCAGUAGGAUGUCCUACUGCAAAAGAGACAAUAUAAAGGUUUUGAAGUGGCAUAGUCAAAGUCUUGACUUGAACGCCAUUGAGAUGCUGUAGCAGGAACUUAAAUGAGCAGUUCAUGCUUGAAAACCCCCCAAUUUUGCUGGAUUGUAUACAACAAUUAUAGGAAGCAUUUGGCUGCUGUUAUUGCUGGUAAAGAUGGCGCAAGCAGUUAAGUUCAAGGAGGCUAUCACUUUCAUUCAGGGUCAGUUGUUGUUGGAUAACUGUUCUCUUUAAAUAGUUAUCACACUGAUUAGUUUACUUGUUUUCUCCACCAUUGUGAAAAAUAUGCAAUAAUAGAGGAAAUCUGGAAGGGGGCAGAUAUAUUUUCACGACACUAUAUAAAUACAAACCCGAUUCCAAAACAUUUUGGACACUGUACAAUUGUGAAUAAAAACAGAAUGCAAUGAU